Messenger RNA from Cladophialophora psammophila CBS 110553, 2709 nucleotides. RefSeq lists its product as uncharacterized. The coding region runs from base 1 to 2709 and encodes 902 amino acids. NCBI's taxonomy places the organism in Eukaryota, Fungi, Ascomycota, Eurotiomycetes, Chaetothyriales, Herpotrichiellaceae. Gene Ontology annotation, molecular function: protein binding. The record is from RefSeq and is a predicted model, not a curated record. The transcript has a single exon.
AUGCCCUGGCAUAUUCAGUCACGAAUUUUCCAUGAAAUAAAGCGCGAUACCGAGAAACCUCUUCCAAUGGUUCAGGCUAAGAGCAGAUUACUGGAUCUCGCACGAUGCUAUGCAGACGGCUUCGGAGUCGAUCGUUGUCCCUCCCAAAUGCUGAACUGUUUUAAUGCCGCUGCAGUCCGGGGCGACAGAUUUGCCACUUUGAUGCUGAUUCGACUGCAAGAGUCUUGGAAUGAUUCCGAUGGCGAACUUCUCCGGUCAAGGGCCAAACCGUUCCUGGCCACGAAUGAGGCCGAACCCAAAACCGAGAGCGUGCAGGGAGAAGGGCAGGGUUUGCAAGAAUACGGCGAGUGGGAAGGAAUUGUGAAAGCGGCAGAAACUCUCCGUACCCUACCUGAAGAGAUCUACCUUUGCACCUUCCUCCAGGAAAUGCCUAAGAUCACUCGGCCACAGUCGGUUGGGCGGUAUCUCUCCACCCAAGCGGAGGAGAACCGAGAAAGUUGGUGGGAAAUGACAACCCUCUUAACGGCCAACCUGGAGAAACUGAAGGGUAUAGAAGUUGCACACAAACAAGAAGCAGAGACACAAAACAUGCUUGGAGAGACACCACUUGUGGCAGCCUGCGCUAACGGGUGGACACCUGUGGUGAAGAUGCUCUUGUAUCUCGGCGUCGACGCAAGUGUAACGGACAACCGUGGCGUAAAUGGUCUUCAUUAUCUGUGGAAUGUCUCUGACCACAAUAAACCCGAGGUUGCUGGGUUGCUCCUCCAUAGAGGUGCCGAGCUGACCCAGGUUGGUGCCGCCUGGGUGGGAGAUCUCUAUCUACAAGGAACGCCGCUCCAUUGGGCCAUCCAAGUGCGAUCCCUGUCGACGAUUCAACUCCUCCUCAACGCAGGCGCCGACGUUGACGAUGGCCACUGGAAGUUGAACCCUCUCGAAAUGGCAACACGUUGCUACUUUCCAGAAGUGAUUGAGCUCUUGCUCUCUCAUAAACGAGAGGCCUCAGAUGCUCGGUCUCAGCAUCGGUCUCUCAGCCAGAGCAUGAAAGACAUCUUUACGAGGCACAAAUCAGAUCGAAUUGGGAGACCUGGGAUUAGCAACCAUGGAUCCGAGGCCUCCAACCGAUUGCAAAGCUUAAGCAACGCCGCCUUCGCUGUUCUUGAACGGCCCAGCUACUUCAAAACUCGCUACAUGCACGGCAGACGGUAUGAAGAUGAUGUCGCAGGCACCCUUAACCUAUUUGCCCGCAGAGGCGUGGAUGCCAACGAAAUCACCAAGGAUGGCAUCGGGAUGCUGCCGCUGGCGACCCACCCCGAAGUCGACGACGUGCUUUUUGGCAUUAUCAUUAGGCACGGCCUCAACAUGCAUGCUGUUGGUAAGGACGGGCAGACAGUGGUAGAUUGGCUGGUUCAUGCAGCAGGAAUUGCCAGCCAAAACCACAGCGGCACUGAACAACUCGCAGUUAGAAAACUCAAAACAUUGGCACAGAGUGGAUAUUUGUUUCCAGAGCGUACAAGACAGGGGAAUUCGUUACUUCAUACAUGCGCGUCGGAGAAUCUUCCCCUUUUCACCGAAGAAUUGAUCAUGAAUGGGUUCGAUAUUGAAGCCCGCAAUAGCACCGAUUCCGGCUAUUAUCCACACGGGAGACAACAAAAGUUCGACUUCAGCCAUGGUUACGCCACGCCGCUUUUGAGCGCCGCUAACAACGGUUCGCUGGAGACGCUGAAAGUCCUGUUGCAGCAUCACGCGAAGACUGAGGUGGUUCUCGAAACCAGGCCUUCGUACCUACAGUUCACACCUAUCAUGUGCGCAACCGCAAGCGGCUUUCCCGACGUCGUGGAUGAGCUGUUACGACAACCCUCGGGGACAAUCUGCCUGCCAGAAAUUGACGGCGAGAUUGGCACAUUGCUCAAUCUUCCUCACCACUGCAUGCUUGGGCCGUUUAAGCGGAGGCAGAACAUGGUUCGCCACCUCUUGUGGACCUGUAAGCAUGCGAUCAGGAAGGAGGAUGCCCUGCAUCGAACGUUGGCCGGGUUAAACCCACUGCACCAAGCUAUACUUGCCGGUGACAAUGUGAGUGUCAGACUGCUGCUGGACGAGGGGGCGGACCCCGAGAAGCCGGCCAACAUGAGACCUGACAACCCAAUGAGGAGACCAUUAGAGCGUGGUAGCUUUAUUGUCCAGGACAACGAGGGGGUUAUUCGUGAUAUUCCGGUCAGUAUGAUGUUAGAACAACAUGGAUACCACGAACCGCCACCCAGGACUGUUCCACCACCUGGAUCGAUAUCGUCUCUCCAUCUAGCCAUCAUCACAAGGUAUUCUGUUUCACAGCAGCCAUUCAGCAAGGCCGUGAUGGAAGCAUUGGAAGAUUUCCAAUCAAACUUUUCAGGAAAAAUCAUCUCAUUCACAUCCCCCGAUAUUGUCGAUGGUGCCUCUCAGUUGCCAAUGCUCAAAGCCAAUAAUGCCAUUGUGAAGAUGCUGCUCGAGCAUGGCAUGAAGCCGACAUUGGAGGACAUCGCAGAGAUGUGCAGAGAAAAGGAUCGAGCUAUGUUGCGUCUCCUCAUGCCGACGGACGAUAUACGAACGAGAUUUUUGUCAGAAAAGGACAGCACAGGUCGCUCUUUGCUUGAUAUCGCAGUGGAAUCAGGAGACAAGAGGAUUGUUGACUUCUUAAAUGGCGAAGACGACGAAUUCCUUCUUGAUGAGAUUUGA